AUGUCAGACCCUGCGAACUAUAUCGUCGGCUGGAUCUGUGCCAUAGCCACAGAAUACGUUGCUGCACAAGAGCUUCUCGAUGAGGAGCACGAAAGGCCAGCCUUUGUGUCAUCAAAUGAUCCGAACGACUACACAUUGGGCAGAAUUGGUGAACACAACGUCGUCAUCGCCGUCUUGCCGGAUGGUGAAUAUGGAACAGCUUCUGCGGCCAGUGUGGCAACGAACAUGUUGAAUAGCUUUCCGAACGUCAGGAUAGGCCUUAUGGUCGGCAUUGGUGGUGGGGUUCCAAGUGAGAAGCAUGACAUUCGUCUGGGCGAUGUUGUAGUGAGUGCAACUCGUAAUGGCGAGGGUGGUGUGUUCCAGUACGACUUUGGCAAGUCGAUACAGGCCCAGGGCUUUGAGCAUACGCGGUUCUUAAACCAGUCCCCAACCAUACUGCGCACUGCAAUCACAGGUAUCCAGGCACAGUAUAAGAGGAAGGGACAUCAGCUCGCGGAGACUGUCAAUGGAAUUAUCGACAGCAACCCAAGGCUACGGCGAGAGUACGAGCGACCACAAUCAAGCACUGACCGGCUAUUCAAAGCCGAAAUUAUUCAUGACUCAAGAGGCUGUGAGGAGGUUUGUGCAAAAAGCCCCUUCAAUUUAGUUCUGCGGCGCGAGCGGACUGAGUUUGACGAUAACCCUGCCGUCCACUACGGCCUGAUUGCUUCUGCCAACCAGUUGAUGAAGGAUGCUUUGAUUCGAGAUAGGUUGGCGGUGGAAAAAGAGGUUCUCUGUUUUGAAAUGGAAGCCGCAGGUCUGAUGAACAGCUUUCCUUGUCUAGUGAUUCGGGGCAUAUGUGACUACUCGGACUCGCACAAAAAUAAACAAUGGCAAGGGUAUGCAGCAAUGGUGGCGGCUGCAUACGCCAAAGACUUGUUGGGUCGGAUCCCAUCGAACAAAGUUGACGCUGAGAGGAGGAUCGGCGACAUUCUAUCUGGUCUCCAAGACGUCGCAGAAGACCACAAGAACAUUGCACAGAAGCAGCUUGAUAUACAGGAAAACGAACUCAAGCAGAAGUUGUCUGACAAGCAAUUGGAGUGUCUUCACUUAUUCCGUCUCACCUCUAGUGCCCACGACACCACAUAUGAGUGGUACAAGGAUCGUGUGGAAACGCGGGUCGAGGGCACCUGCGAAUGGUUUCUCAACCACCAUCAUUUCCAGCAUUGGCUACACGAGGAUUCCGGGCCAUUACUGGUGUCAGCAGACCCAGGCUGUGGGAAAUCUGUCCUCGCUAAAUAUCUGAUUGAUGAGAGAUUACCUCGCUCGGCAACUAUCUGCUACUUCUUUUUCAAAUCCCAAGAUCAGAACACCGUCCGCCAAGCACUCUGUGCUCUACUCCACCAACUCUUUUUACACCAGCCGGUUUUGGUUGAAUAUGCCAUGGACGCUUUCAAGAAAGACGGGUGUAGUCUGAUCAAUUCAACAAUAUCCCUCUGGACAAUUCUAGAAAACGCAGUGCAAGACCCCCUGGCCGGAUCUAUAAUCAUUGUCCUCGACGCCCUGGAUGAAUGUGCCCAGUCCGAGUGUGAGGAUCUGGUCCGAAAAAUAAAGAAUCAAUUCCUCGGCGGCCGCUCAAGUAGUCUGAAGUGCCUGCUAACAAGCCGUCCGUAUGAAGAGAUCAUGGGUAAGUUCCAGAACCUGCUGGAAUCCUUCCCAUAUAUCCGUAUACCAGGAGAGGAGGAGUCGGAUAGCAUUAGUCGAGAAGUCAACCUUGUCAUAAAGCACCAGGUCAAGCAGCUGGCGAAAGAGAAAGAUCUUCCAGACCGAGUGGAGGCUCAUUUGGCAGAGAAAUUGCUCGGCAUCCCACACCGUACCUACCUCUGGGUAUAUCUUGUGUUCGACUGCUUAAAGAAUCGACAAUUCAAGAAAACACCCAAGGGUCUCGAUGGCAUGAUGGCUAACCUGCCCACCACUAUCUACGGGGCAUAUGAGCAGAUUCUGACCAGGUCACACCAGCAAGAACCGAUGGUUCGGCGGGCAUUAAGUAUGAUUUUGGCAGCGAGCCGGCCAUUAUCUGUUUCAGAGAUGAACGUUGCAUUGAACGUUGAUAGGACAUCAAAGUCAAUUCAUGACCUUGAUCUAGAAGAAGACAAGGACUUCAGGACACGGCUGAGAAAUUGGUGUGGGUUAUUUGUGUCUGUCCACCAUGAUCAGGUGUAUUUUAUUCACCAAACCGCUCGAGAAUUCCUACUUACAACCACAACUAUCCCUCGGGACUCAUGUUGGCAACACUCUAUCACCAACAUUGAAGCCCAUAGCGUUCUUGCAGAAGCCUGUGUUUUAUAUCUUGACUUCCUUAAUAAUGACUCAGCCCCCAUAGUUGCAAGCACAGAUGAUGGCGAGUUCCUCAAUGAAUAUAUAUUCCUAGAUUACUCGGCCAAAAAUUGGGGUACCCAUUACCGCGAGGCGAGUGACAGCACCUGUGCUGAUUUAGUUUCAUCUACUUUGAGCAUAUGUACUCCUGAGUCAAGGAGCUGGUCUGCAUGGUUCACAAUUUUUCAAAAGGGCGAACAAAAGCUUUCUACUGGAAGAGUUACCAACCUCAUGAUAUCGUCAUAUUUUGGGCAUGAGGGAAUUGUCCAGCUUCUAGCCGACAGGGGCGCCAACUUAGAAUCCGUGGAUAAUCUUGGUCGAACACCGCUGUCAUACGCAGCUGAGAAUGGGUAUGAGGCUGUUGUCAAGCUACUGAUUGACAAGGGCGCCAGCUUGGAAACUGUAAAUUUUGUUAGACGAACACCAUUGUCAUAUGCAGCCGAGAAUGGGCAUAAGGCCAUUGUCAAGCUACUGAUUGACAGGGGCGCCAGCUUGGAAACUGAAAAUUUUGUUACACGAACACCACUGUUAUACGCAGCUAAGAAUGGGU
Molecule: messenger RNA, 2905 nt
Organism: Aspergillus nomiae NRRL 13137
Lineage: Eukaryota; Fungi; Ascomycota; Eurotiomycetes; Eurotiales; Aspergillaceae
Exons: 2
Biological process (GO): nucleoside metabolic process
Molecular function (GO): catalytic activity; protein binding
Source: RefSeq, a predicted model, not a curated record